Fraxinus pennsylvanica is the source of this 1176-nucleotide messenger RNA. The record is from the annotation of a GenBank genome assembly. NCBI's taxonomy places the organism in Eukaryota, Viridiplantae, Streptophyta, Magnoliopsida, Lamiales, Oleaceae.
AUGGAGGUUUCAAGAUUUGCACUGGGUCAAUCUUCUUGUUUUUCUGUUGCUGGAAUGGAUGUUCAUGCCCCAAUAUCUCAUUACUCCGCUUCAUCAUCUUCUUUGUCAAUUCCGUGUCGCGGAAAAUCUGGAUUUUCUUCGAGACGCGGAAAGAUGUGUGGGUUUUCUGAUACGGGUCACUUGGAGUAUUACAAUUACAACAAUAAGACUUCGGGGAUAAUAUGGUGUGGAAAAAAGGAAAAUAUUAAGGAAAGAGAGACGAAAAAGAUUAAGAACAAAUUGAAAUUGCUCAAGGGAUUGUCGAAGGAUUUGUCUACGUUUUCUAACAUGGGUUUUGGAUUUAACUCCGAUGAAGUUAAAGGCAACACGAUUACGGAAGCAGCUGAGUUAUUGAUGGAACAACUAGAGAAACUAAGGGCAGAGGAGAAGGAAUUGAAGAAGAAAAGGAAAGAAGAAAAGGCUAAAGUAAAAGCUGAGCGGACGCGAACCCAGCUCGAAUGUGACAUGUCUUCAAGUUCUUCUUCUGAAUCAAGCGACAGUGAAUGUGGAGAGGUAGUUGACAUGAACCUCCUUAAAUGUGCUCAGGCAAUCCCAAAUCCAAAUACUUUGCAAACAGUGGAUGAAGAAGUAGCGUCACCCCCACUUAGCAUGUCCACCCUAGAGGGGACGACGAUUAGGUUACAACAGAGCAUUUCAGAGUCAAUCCCAACCGUUCUGAGCACGAUAACAGAGGAGAAAAUUGACGUCGGGAGGGGCAUUGAAUCAUUCAAUUCGGUUCAAGAAAGUUGUUCUAGAACAGAUAGCUUAUGUAGAGACGCGAGUGAUGUUAGCUUAGUUAAAGUAGAUUCUGCAAUGAAAAUCGAGGUGUGCAUGGGUGGAAAAUGCAAGAAAUCAGGGGCUGCAGCAUUAUUAGAGGAAUUUCAGAAGAUGGUUGGGAUUGAAGUUGGAGUUUCUGGUUGCAAAUGCAUGGGCAAGUGCAGAAGUGGCCCUAAUGUGCGGGUUCAAAAUAACUUCGAAGGAGUUCAAGCUGGUGGGGAUGAUGUUUCUGUCAGGGGUUCGACCAAUCCUCUGUUCAUUGGUGUCCGUCUAGAGGAUGUUGAUUUGAUCGUCGCCAAUUUGUUAGGUGAUAACCAGCCAAAUGAAUUCGAAUUCAGUGCUACUGCAGCAGCAUCUUAA